UUCGCAACUCGACCCUACUUCCUAUCUGCACUACUCGAUCAACUGCAUUCACGAUUCUCGACCCUUUGAAGUUAACCCACCAGUUUUUCCUUCCUCCGUAUUGGAACUUCACGCAGCGACGCGUUACCGAUCAGAAUGGCUAAUCCGCGAGUCCUGGCCGUCCUUGGGCUCAUCUUCAUCGCGCUCUGCAUUGCUGGAACAAACGCACAAGCGAAGCCGAAGGCGAAGCCCACUAAGGCACAACUAAAAGCGGAGCUACAGAAAAUGGCAGCAACCAUCACGAAGCGUUACCCGCAAUAUGCGAAAUACGCGAAGGACAUGAACAGGUACAUCGGCCUCGCGUUGAACUCCAAAUACGACUUCUCUGCCCUAGCAGACGCCACGAUCCUCCUCCCCAGCAACACCGAGGCAGAAGCCCUCGCUAAGAAGAUCCCCGCUAAGAGCAGCAACAUUCCCGUCAUCUACAACAUCACCGCGUACCACAUCAUCCGCAAGAAGCUCACUGUCCCUCCGCUCAAGGCCCUCAAGAAGUCGCAGCCGCUGGGCACUCAAUUAAGGCAGGCCCUUUACAAGGUUACGCCUCAGAACGGCAAUACAGUGUCGUUCGCUAAGGGCCCAUAUGCGCCCCCUGCCACGUGGACGACGAUCAAGAUCGCGAGGCUGUAUGCCGGGCCGUACUUCAUUGCCCAUGGCGUGGAUAAGGUCCUCAUUCCAAAUUACACUAAGAUGCCCAAGAAGUAGGCUACAGUACCUAAUAUCUACCUACUGUGGGUAGUAUGGUAAGUUCGAAAUAUUACCAUAGAGCCAAAGGAGGUAGAGAAGGUGAUCCGCAGUUGACCGUCAGUCAUGCUUCCUGUACCAUCUCGGUAUAGAUGGGACUGGCAGUCAACUGGACAGGAUCCACUGUGUUAAAUCACUUUCCCACAUAUUGUACCCUUUCCUAUAUUAAAAGCCAUAUUGUACCCUUUCCUAUAUUAAAAUCCGAAGCAUUCU
This is a messenger RNA of Closterium sp. NIES-67, 993 nucleotides long. The record is from the annotation of a GenBank genome assembly. NCBI's taxonomy places the organism in Eukaryota, Viridiplantae, Streptophyta, Zygnematophyceae, Desmidiales, Closteriaceae.